This is a messenger RNA of Nematocida major, 591 nucleotides long. Its product is annotated as small subunit ribosomal protein S5e. Bases 1 to 591 code for a protein of 196 amino acids. Gene Ontology annotation, cellular component: ribosome; cytosolic small ribosomal subunit. Lineage: Eukaryota; Fungi; Microsporidia. Gene Ontology annotation, molecular function: mRNA binding; rRNA binding; structural constituent of ribosome. Gene Ontology annotation, biological process: translation; ribosomal small subunit assembly. The record is from RefSeq and is a predicted model, not a curated record. The transcript has a single exon.
AUGAACCAAGUCAAUUCUCUGGAGAAUUCUAUAAAAUUAUUCGGAAGAUACUCUUACGACGACAUUGAAGUAAACGACGUCUCUAUGAAGCCGUACAUAAACGUGCACACGAGAGUGUCAGUUCCACACACGGGGGUAAGCUACUGCAAAAAACAGUUUGAGAAGGCUGCAAUGCCUCUUACCAUGCGCCUUGCCCACGGCCUUAUGAGACACGGGAGAAACACGAGCAAGUCCAUCCUGGUGCUGAAGGCCGUGCGAGAUGCCUUCGUCAUCGUGGAAAGACUCACCAAAAAGAACCCAAUCCAGAUCCUGGUUGACGCGUGCAUCAACGCAGGCCCCAGGGAGUCAACAGCCCGUGUCGGAAAGGGGGGAUCUGCGAAAAGGUCUUCUGUUGACGUCUCGCCCAUGAGGAGGCUGAACCUCGCGCUUGCAUACUUGACUGCAGGCAUGCGAAAGGCCGCGUUUAAGAACACAAAGACGCUCCCAGAGACGAUUGCAGACGAGCUUAUUGCAGCCUCGCGGGGAAACCCAAACUCGUACGCCGUCAAGAAGAGAGACGAAAUCGAGAGAGUUGCUAAGUCCAGCAGAUAA